GCUUGGUUGUUUAUGUAUACAAUUUGGUGAACAGCAACUGGAGAUAAGGAUUUCUUUCUUGCCAAAAUCCGUUUCCAUCCAAGUCGAUUGAACAUCGACGGCCGCSUUGCUUGUCUUGAUAUUUUUGUUAAGGUCUAGGGACAAUGGCGGCAGAAGAUGGAAAGCAAUCGACGACUGAGAGAGCCCUCAAAAAUGUCCCUACGCCGCCUGUCCAUCGUCUUACAAUGUCAGAAGCUUUCGAUUCUAACGGUAAACCUAGAGCAGAUGUACUCAAGGCUCAUUUUAUUCUGGAAGGUAGAGUCGAAGAAGAAGUUGCCCUUCGAAUUAUAAAUGGAGGAACCGAACUUUUACGAAAAGAGAAAAAUAUGUUAGAAGUAGAUGCGCCUAUCACAGUUUGUGGUGACAUUCAUGGACAGUUCUACGACCUAGUAAAGCUGUUUGAAGUCGGAGGAUCUCCUGCAAGUACUCGUUACUUGUUCCUUGGGGACUACGUCGAUCGAGGAUAUUUCUCUAUCGAGUGUGUGCUGUAUUUGUGGGCAUUAAAGCUGUUAUAUAGUAACACAUUGUUUCUCCUUCGCGGUAACCACGAAUGUCGCCAUCUUACAGAAUAUUUCACCUUUAAAACAGAAUGUAAAAUAAAGUAUUCAGAAGCUGUGUACGAUGCUUGUAUGGACUCAUUUGACUGCUUGCCUCUAGCUGCUCUUAUGAAUCAACAGUUUUUAUGUGUUCAUGGUGGACUUUCACCGGAAAUUCACACUCUAGAUGAUAUUAAAAAGCUUGAUCGUAUAAAAGAACCMCCAGCAUUUGGUCCCAUGUGUGACUUGCUGUGGUCUGACCCUCUUGAAGAUUAUGGAACAGAGAAAACUUCAGAGCAUUUCAGCCAUAACACAGUGCGUGGAUGCUCCUACUUCUAUAGUUAUCCUGCAACUUGCGAGUUUCUCCAGAACAACAAUCUACUGUCAAUCAUAAGAGCACACGAGGCACAAGACGCAGGGUAUCGUAUGUACAGGAAAAGUCAAGCAACUGGUUUCCCUUCACUGAUAACAAUUUUCUCUGCUCCAAACUACCUUGAUGUGUAUAAUAACAAAGCUGCCGUUCUUAAAUAUGAAAACAAUGUUAUGAACAUAAGGCAGUUCAACUGUUCUCCUCAUCCCUAUUGGCUUCCAAAUUUCAUGGAUGUUUUCUCUUGGUCUCUGCCAUUUGUUGGUGAAAAAGUUACUGAAAUGCUUGUGAAUAUUUUGAAUAUUUGCACGGAUGAGGAGCUAGAAGACCCAGAAGAAGAUGCAGACAAGUCUGAUUCUGUCAAAAGAAAAGAAGUCAUUCGAAGCAAAAUUAGAGCAAUUGGUAAAAUGGCUAGAGUCUUCACUGUUUUAAGGGAAGAGAGUGAAAGCAUCUUACAACUAAAAGGAUUGACUCCUACUGGUCAUCUACCUGUGGGACUAUUGUCUGGAGGCAAGACAGAGGUUAAAGCAGCUCUAGCAGGUGUGGACCCUAAACAUAAAAUCUGUGAUUUCCAAGAGGCCAAGGGACUUGAUCGAGUCAAUGAACGAAUGCCACCAAGAAAGGACCUUCCACCACAGAACUAAAUAUUAAAAAACCUUAGACAUUCAGUCAUUAACAAAGACUAUUUGUGGUGUUUUAGAGUGAAGACAUUUGUCUAUUUGACUAUUACACCUUGACUAUUUUGAUUCUUCUUUCACAGGUUUAAUGUCUUCUCUCUAUCACACUCAAAUGAAAAAAGAUAAAAGUAAUACUAUGAAAAUAAUAAUUUGAACUCAAUGUUGAACUUAAAAUACUUGUAAUACUUAUUAAUAUGUAAUUACAAUGUACAGAUAAAAACACUAGUCCAGAACCA
This is a messenger RNA of Exaiptasia diaphana, 1855 nucleotides long. RefSeq names its product serine/threonine-protein phosphatase 2B catalytic subunit alpha isoform. Gene Ontology annotation, cellular component: cytoplasm; calcineurin complex. The record is from RefSeq and is a predicted model, not a curated record. NCBI's taxonomy places the organism in Eukaryota, Metazoa, Cnidaria, Anthozoa, Actiniaria, Aiptasiidae. Gene Ontology annotation, biological process: calcineurin-mediated signaling. Gene Ontology annotation, molecular function: calmodulin binding; calmodulin-dependent protein phosphatase activity.